Messenger RNA from Fusarium mangiferae, 549 nucleotides. RefSeq lists its product as uncharacterized. NCBI's taxonomy places the organism in Eukaryota, Fungi, Ascomycota, Sordariomycetes, Hypocreales, Nectriaceae. Gene Ontology annotation, molecular function: protein binding. Gene Ontology annotation, biological process: piRNA processing. Gene Ontology annotation, cellular component: pi-body. The record is from RefSeq and is a predicted model, not a curated record. Bases 1 to 549 code for a protein of 182 amino acids. The transcript has a single exon.
AUGGCCGCACGGAAUACACCACAUGACGACUCAUCGUCAAACGCGUCGAACGAUAGUGUAGUCCUUGAAAGAGUUGAGCUUCUAUUCACUCGGAUCCUCAUUGAUAGCCAUGGAGACGCCAAUGCGAAAGACGAGGAUGGCACGACUCUUCUACAACAUGCAUCAUAUAGGGGCGACUACGAACUCGUAAAACUUCUCUGUGAGAAAGGUGCAGAUAUUGACGCGAGAGGCGACAUGGGCAUUACAGCAUUGCAUGAAGCGUCACUCUUUGGGUUUGACACGAUCGUACAAUUUCUGCUGGAUCAAGGCGCACAAGUCGACGUGCAGAAUGAUGAUGGCGAUACAGCGCUACACCUGGCAUCGGCAGCAGGCAACAUGGCGAUCGUGGAGCGACUAAUUGAGAAGGGGGCAGACGUGAACGGACGAGGUCAGUUCGGUCGUGUUCCCUUGUGGUAUGCACGACGAGAGGGACGCGAUUGGGUUGCGAGGCUAUUGCUGGAGAAAGGAGCAGACGUGCACGCACAAGAUCAAUAUACCGUAGCAUCUUGA